Zasmidium cellare ATCC 36951 is the source of this 2718-nucleotide messenger RNA. RefSeq lists its product as uncharacterized. The record is from RefSeq and is a predicted model, not a curated record. NCBI's taxonomy places the organism in Eukaryota, Fungi, Ascomycota, Dothideomycetes, Mycosphaerellales, Mycosphaerellaceae. Bases 1 to 2718 code for a protein of 905 amino acids. The transcript has a single exon. Gene Ontology annotation, molecular function: protein binding.
AUGCCUACGACUCGAAAUGCAUCAAACGGCAGCACCAUAACAACCGCAUCGAACAAACAGCAGACCAUAUUUCGAUUUCCGGAGAACCACCACUUGGUCAUCACCACGGCGCGACAUGUCUUCGCUUGGGAUUCGGCUGGCGUACAUAUAGUCUUCCAGAGCAGUCGAAGCGGCAUUGUCGCCGCCAGAGAAGCCAAAGAUGGGUCGGGUGUACUUGCAGUGGCCAGCAGCAAUGUCGUUGUCAUGCAUGACACGAGGCGAGGGAAGGAAGAAAGCUGGGGAUUGAAUGCACCACUGGACGAGGUCCGCCACAUCGAGUACACGCCGGACGCCAAGUCGCUGUUCCUAUCAACAACUACCGACGGCACGAUUCAGCACUAUAAUACCGAGAGGUCUCGCUUGGUCGAUCCAGCUCAAAAGCAUGAUGCUGUCCCCGUUGCGCUUGCUAUUUCUCCCACAGGACACAUGAUGCUCUCGGCAUCGCAAAAUCCUCCUGUGGUUUACUUGAAGAACUUGGUCCAUAAUACGGCACCCCUGCACAUUCAGCCCAGUGCAUCAAGCGCUGUGGUGUCGGUCGCGGUCUUUCAUCCAGAGCGACAAAAUGUAUUCCUCCUUGCCUUCAGAGACGGUUGCGUUGCUGCUUAUGAUGCCACCCGAAUGGCCAAGAAGGGACUCUUUUCGAAUCAGGCAAGCGUCAACGAUGGAGAGAUUUCACGCAUUGCGAACGUCCAUCGCGCUAUUGUGUCGGGGGAUGACUUAUUCGACAUUGCUGCUCCAGUUGCUGGAGCUGCAUUUUUGCCAGGAUACAAGACGAGAGCUGUCACUGCUGGUCGGGAUGGAAAAUGCAAAAUCAUUGACUUUGCCAAUGGCGGUGCUGUCGUUCGAACAUGGCAUGCCAAGGCCCCUGUCACAUCGAUUUCGGUCCUAGCGCUGAAGCCUACACCUGGUCAUCGAAGAUUGGACUCUGGUAGCGGAAGGAAUCGCUCAUCUGGAGCUCACACAAUUGGUGGGCCUACGAGCACGGACAGUCUGAUCACUGUAAGCCGAGUCGACGGAAGAGUGCAGAUGUACGACAGCUUGGGCCUACUGCUUGCCGAGAAGAACAUCAGCGGCAAGGAGGAGAGGAUCAUAAGCAUCGAGUGGGCGAAGGGUCCAUCGCCUGCAUCGGCCUGUGUCGACUCUCGGCGGCACUUGAGUGAUGACGAACUCGAGACAAUCAACCCAGUAUCGUCGCAACGAGCGCUCCUGGAACAAGAGUUGACUUCUCCAGGGGUUCAUUCAACCGCGACUGGCGAUCCAUCUUCUCAGCAUCUUGGACUGCCUACUUCUUUGAGAAAAGCCACCAUUUCUAGGCAGCUUACGAUUCAUCCCGAUGAAGAGGUUCUAAGUACCGUUCGGUACACACCUUCGCCGAAGCGGUCGCAGCACCUAGGACCUGCAGGUGUUGAGUAUCAGGAUCUCUUCUCGCCGGUCAAGCAGGACCCGCCCAAAGCCAAGAGUCCCAUCAAGCCUCGCAUCACAAGCCCACCACCUCGAAACCGCCCACGUUUAUCAAGCCAGACAUUCGUCAAGGACCUCGACUCGCAGAAAUCAGCAGGUAGUGCUGCUUCCACCCGGAGAAAGUACUCGCUGUUUCCCUCCACCGAAAGCCAUGCUACCAGUUCUAGUUCUGCGUCCAUCCAAGCUGAGCACAAUCCACGAUCAACGCUCAAACCGCCACGAAGAGCGACGACUGCUGUCUCUCCACUUAGCAAGUCGCAGAGGCACAUCACUUUCGCCAAGACUGCCGAUGGGUCAAUCUCGAGCCGCAGUAGGACUGUCGCUGCUGCUACUCCCGUCAAUCAAAAUGCGAGAGUCCUCGCCGACCUUCGCAAGUUGUCAAAAGAUGGCUCAUCGCAACGAAAGCACGGAACACUUUCCUCAUACGCCACUUCUCAGCUUUCGAGACCGAGUAUCGGCACUCAUAGCACUGGCAUUGUAAACGAGACCACACAUGACGUUGGCGGAAACUCUGAGGCGCAUACAGAGUCCACGUCGUCUUGGUCUCUUCAGGAUGACAGUGAGGAUAUCUGGCUCACGUCAGACUCUGAUGAAGACCAAAGCACACGCACACGACGGCGAAAGCAUCCUGCCCGACCACCCGGUAGGCAGACAUCUCGUUCCAGGAUGGACUCGAAUGGAACUGCCAGCACUGCUGUUAUGCAUCCCGCCUCGUCACAGCUCAAAUCUGCUCCCAUUGAUGGCUCGACGGACGAUGAUGCUUUCGCUACAGCAAGAUCCCAGCUUUCUCCCGCAGCAUCGUUCUCUCCAGCGUCAGAACAAGUCAGGGAACUGUUUCCAAGAUCGUCAUCACUGUCUCCCGCCAAGAAACGAAGCCAACGGAAAAUUGCUCGACGCUCACCUAUCGGGAAAGAAAAUACCGUGACAAGGAUGGCCGUUAACGCAGCUUCCGGGCCACAAACGAGGAGCCCAUGGACAAGAGUCAAAGCAGGCAAGCACGCCAACCCUAUCCAAGUCUACGAGGAUGCAGACGGCGCUGCGAUGUCAGGAGGUUUACCGCGAAGUGAAGGCUUCACCUGUCUCACCUGCCCAGAGACCAAAUCUAGAGUUCAGGGUCUGGAAAUCGAGGUCGCCCAACUGAAAGGCGAGGUCAUUGCGUUGAAGGCGAUUUUGAGGAGGAACGGGCUACCUUUUCCGGCUUGUCUGAAGAAUCGAUAG